UUUCGCAUCCUUGGAGAGACGCUGCGCAUUUUACGCACUCAGCGCGUCCGAUUAUUCAUUAAACCAAAACCGUGAGGAGACUCUGGAGUUGGCGGAGUGCUUCCCGAUGCUCUAACGACUCCGAUCCGUGGAAAAGUGUGGGAAUUAAUCCAUAAAGAGACGUAUGAAUCGAGGGUUCCUGCUUUCUUACUUUGGAUUUGGACCAACUUGCUGAGUUGUCUACAGUCUACCAGUCACUUUUGGUAUUAUUUUAGGUAGUUAGCGUUUGGGAUUACUAUUGUCGAAGUAGCAGCUAGCAUUAGCAUUCAGUUCCCAUUUGUCCCAAGCUGGCUUUCUCCACUUGGAGAUAAUUAUUGCCAUUAGUGUUAACAUCAGCUUCAGGUUACAAUUAGCUUUUUAUCACGUCACCUACUUGGUGUCAAACCAUUAGCAUUAGCGCUGAGUACACGUCGGAUAUUUAACAUUAGCUGCUAGUAUGGAACGCAGUAGCUGGAGCGGCAGUGAGAGUCCAGGGGAUGACAUGGAAAGACUGAGUGACUCUGGAGGGGAUAAGACCAUGGACGGGGAUCCUGAAGGGGUCUGGAGCCCCGACAUCGAGCAGAGCUUUCAAGAGGCCCUGGCCAUCUACCCGCCCUGUGGAAGGAGGAAGAUCAUACUAUCAGAUGAAGGAAAGAUGUACGGUCGAAAUGAGCUGAUAGCCAGAUACAUCAAGCUCCGAACAGGCAAGACGCGGACAAGGAAACAGGUCUCCAGUCACAUCCAGGUUUUAGCCAGAAGAAAAUCCAGGGAGUUUCAAUCCGACCAGAAUGCCAAGGAGAAGGCUCUGCAGAGCAUCUCCUCCAUGUCCUCAGCUCAGAUCGUCUCAGCCACCGCCAUACACAGCAAGCUCCUGCCUGGAAUAGUACGGGCCAGCUUCCCCAGCAACGCACAGCUGUGGCAGGGGAUGAUUCCUGGAGGACAGUCGAGCUCCACCACAGAAGAUAUCAAGCCGUUCUCUCAGCAAGCCUACUCUGUGCAGACGGCAGGGACCACCACAAUCUCAGGCUACGAGCCUCCCACUUCAGCCCAAACACACAGAGAGCCAGCGUGGCAUGGUCGCUCCAUCGGCACCACCAAACUACGACUGGUAGAGUUUUCAUCUUUCCUGGAGACACAGAGGGACCAGGAGGCAUACAACAAGCACCUAUUUGUGAACAUCAGCCAGAGCAACCCGAGUUACAGCGACCCCCUGCUGGAGUGUGUGGACAUCAGGCAGAUCUACGACAAGUUCCCCGAGAAGAAGGGCGGCCUCAAGGAGCUGUUCGGCAAGGGCCCGCAAAACGCUUUCUACCUGAUCAAGUUCUGGGCGGACCUGAGUUCUAAUGUGCAGGACGACCCAGCGGCCUUCUACGGUGUCACCAGCCAAUACGAGAGCUCGGAGAAUAUGACCAUCACUUGCUCCACCAAGGUCUGCUCCUUCGGCAAGCAGGUGGUCGAGAAGGUGGAGACGGAAUACGCAAGGUUUGAAAAUGGCCGCUUCAUCUACAGAAUCAGUCGCUCCCCCAUGUGUGAAUACAUGAUCAACUUCAUCCACAAGCUCAAACACCUGCCUGAGAAAUACAUGAUGAACAGUGUGCUGGAGAACUUCACUAUUCUGCUGGUUGUGAGCAACAGAGACACUCAGGAGACCUUGCUGUGUAUGGCGUGUGUGUUUGAGGUGUCCAACAAUGAGCACGGAGCUCAGCACCACAUCUAUCGACUCGUCAAGGAAUAACACACACACUAGUACACGUGCACACAUAAGGCCUUUUGGUGAUUAAUUGGGACAUUGGAGGUAAAAUGCCUAAAAACUGAAAGUGUCUAUCAGCCAAACAACUCGACUUAGUGGAAGAAAAACGGCUUCAUUUUAUACGGCUGCUCACAAAAACACCACUACAAUGAUUGGCUCCAUUUUUAUUUAACAUCAGAUGUAUGCUGCAGAAUCCUCCACAUACAUCUUAACUCCAACUUGAAUAUCAGAUGUUCAUUAGCUGUACAAAAUAAUAAUAAUUAAUUAAUGCAAAGCACAGUGAAUCACACCAACAUGGACCUGGGUGGUUUUCCCAAAAACAUCCUGACUGAUAUCACCUGGAGAGGUCAUGUCUCCUCCUAAUUGGUUUCUUCCCCUCUUUCUCCCAGUAAAUGUGUAUUUUGCUGUUCUGUAGAUGAAAGUGGUACUUCUGUCAUGUGCUUUUGGAAAAGUCAACCCAGGGAAAAGAAAUCUCACAAAACUCGCCGCCUGUGAAAGAGUGUGUGUUAUCUGCCAAGAUACUGACGGACAGCGAAAGUCAGACCCUGUGUAUCAUCAAUAACCAGAAAAGAAAACAACACUACUGCAUUAUCAUAUAGUACAAUAUAGAGUCGGUUUUGUACAGAUAUCCACUGCAAAUUGUGUGAGCUGCAUUCUUGCACAAAAAAGAGGUUUGUUCCCAAAGAAAAUAAAUCACAUUUUUAACUUUUUGUAUGUUUUCUUUAAAAAAAAGACAAAAAAAAAGAAUAGCUUCUAAACUUUGGGAAAUUGUUUAUUGAUAGUAGCAUAUAGACUAUAUUUUAAUUCCAGGAACACUAUCUAAAAUCUAUGUUGAUAAGAAAGUAUAAGUUAAAUUGAACAAUUCAGGUACCUGUUUGUACAACAAGUGACUCUUCAUCAAGAUUGAAUAAAUCAAUGUUAAAGCUAUAAUCCUUAAGCUUUCAGUCUCGGCUCUUUCAAAUGCUACCUGUCAGUACUUCACAAUAAAAGCAGCUCCAUGUUGUCUCUGUUGAGCGCUUUCAUUAUGAAGCAGCUGCAGUAGGAACUGUUGUGUUAGCAUUAGCAUUAGCAGCUGUGAUGCGGCUGCAGGAGAGUUAACAGUGAGGCUGGAUUACAUGUGUCGCCUUUAACAACUAACACUACCAUACCGAGAGAUAAUUACAGAUUGCUGAGAAAAUGCAGACCAUAAAAUGUUUUUUUUAAAACAGGGUUUACUUCAAAUCUUAAGGAUUAUAACUUUAGAAAUGAAAUAUAUCGUGGUCAGUCCAUUGGGAAGCACUGUGAAUCUUUAAAACACAACGACGUCAUUCAUGGCGUACAAGGGAAGGAAACAUUUCAAAGUGUUCAAACAAAACUAUGAUUUUUCUGAUCAGGUUUCACUUAAUUUAAUCUUAAUUUAAUUAAAUUUAGUUCAAUAUUCUUGCACCAGCUAACUUGAGCUUUAACAAACUGACAAAUGUGUUCAAGCCUGAAAUGUUAUUACGUCCAUAUUUGAAUUGGAGAUUGCCCUGACUAGAAGCCGUGGCAUGCUUCUUCAUUUUGAGAAACAUGGUUGGAGACACAGUUCCCUUUAAUCAGUCCAGGACUAGUUUCUUCCAGUUUGAUGAUAUCAUGUCAGAAUUAAAGUCAUUUAUGAAUCAAAAACCAAAAACUGUUGAUGAAGUGUACUGUAGCAGGUGAUGAUAAGUGGUGUGUGUGUGUCAUGCUCAGCAGCAUGAAGUGCCUUUGGUUGGGAACAGCAGUAGACAUUUAUAAUCUGUUUUGCGAAAAGUCCUGAUGAUUUGGUGUUGUAAAUGUGUGUAUAGAAAGGCAUUUUAAAGGCAUAAUUAUGUAUCACAUGCUCCAGUUUUCAGUGUCUGAGGGCUAACUAUCCAAAUUCCAUAUUUAAUGGCUGUUACUUGUUGUAAUUUGUAGACAGUCAGCAGUGAGCCGUUCUAAAGAAUCGUAACUGUUCCCACAGGAUGUUAAAGAGACACAUUCUUGUUCGCUUCAUUUGAUGGCACUAUUUACAUGUAUUUGCAUUUGUGUAUUACAUGUAUGUGUGAUUCAUGUUGAAACAGCUUGCACAUUGUCUGGUGCCUCAUUUUAUAAAAUACAACUUGGACUUCUAGAGAAGAGCAAUUCUAAUUUGCGUAUCUUCACAUCGCGGCUUUACAGCCGAAUUGAAAGCGUUCUGAAGAACAUACUGAAGAACGACGAGCCAGCAUGCUGUAUUCAACCAUGAAGAAUACGGUGUGCUGAUUAACACAGUGUCUACACUCAUGUGAUUAUGUUUCCUGUGUGACCAGCUGGGAUGCUAUGUGGUGUCCAGAGUACGCAGUGAUUUCAAGAGAAAACCAGUUGACCAGACCUGAAAUGAGCCAUCUUUAGUCACAAGUGUUACAUAUUUGGUCUUAACGGUGACUCAGAUCUGACUGCUGUGGAACCACCUUCAGUCUUCUACCUUUGUGCUGAAAAAUGUUAAGAUUUGUCAUCGUCCAAAACGACUGUAUUAUGUCUAAAGACUGCUGUGGUUGUCUCUCAGGGUUACAAACAUGUCCAACACCUGUGAAUCAUUCUUACAGGAAAACCCCUUUCAAAACCCCCUCCGCCUCCGCCUCCAACUUUCCCAGAGCUUUGUCUCACACUACAGUGGUUUGUUGUUUGCAGGCAGACUAUAGACCUUCACAGCAGCGCACUAACAUGUAACAUGUACAUGAUAAGCCGACACACAGCUCCAGAGGGGCUGAUUUUGCAAUAAUGACCCUCUGUCUGGACAUCCCACCUGCUUACCAAAGACAGUCAUCAUGUGACACAGAAUACAGAGGAACAUGGAUUUAUUACAAGAUAGAGUAACUUACCACAAGCUUCUGCCAAAAAAUAGUUUCAAGGACUAUCAACCUCCAAACACGUGUAGCUCAUGGGCUACACUGUACAACUGUACAGAUGUGAGUAAAACACACAACGAAAUAAACAAAACGUGAUGGACAUAGGGUUUUGAACCUGGUUUAGAAAAGUGUGCAUGUUUUUGUCUUUAAAAACACUUUUGAUUUGACCUUAUCAAAUAUGGACACCUCUUAUCAUCUUGGUUGGCAGACUGAAGAAGCCCUGUAUGAGAAGGUCACAGGAAACUGAUUUAUUCAAAUCACAGUGGCAGAAAUGUCUGUUAAACUUAACAAGGACUCAACGAUAGGGCUUUACUGUUAACUGUCCGCUCAUUAUAAUCAACUAGAGACUAAAGUCACACAAACAGCCGUGUAUUUGAAACCUUUUGGUCUUCAAAAAACUGCCAAGUUUCUGAGUCAUCGUCAUCUGUGUUGUUAAUGUUGUCUCGUAUGUGCAAGUUGGAUAUUUAUCUUCUUUUCCGAACCACAUGUGGCACAGAAAUCCUGUCUGUAAUCAAUUCCAAAAUGGCCUUGAAUCUUUUUCGCUCCAGUGCAUGUGCAGCACAUCUGUAUGUGCACUGAGGGUUUUUGAUAAGGUGCUUUAUAUAAAGGUGACAAUAACGUUUAUUACAGAUGUUGUGUAUAUCUUUGAUAUUCUAAUGUUUAUCCCAUUUUGCGAAGAAGAGAGUACAUUUAGGAACAUCCAAAAGCUAGUAAUGUAUGCCUAUUGGUACUGCACAGGGUCUGAUCUUUGCUUUGUAACAUUUGUUCCCCCUCAUGGCUAAAUGUAUGUUAGAUAUUUUCUAGCUUUGUAGAAACUUUGUACGCAUAUGCUAUUCAGUUUAAAUAAAUGGUCAGUU
Molecule: messenger RNA, 5492 nt
Organism: Cottoperca gobio
Lineage: Eukaryota; Metazoa; Chordata; Actinopteri; Perciformes; Bovichtidae
Product: transcriptional enhancer factor TEF-1-like
Exons: 12
Coding region: 476-1753 (425 amino acids)
Biological process (GO): regulation of transcription by RNA polymerase II; hippo signaling; embryonic organ development
Cellular component (GO): transcription regulator complex
Molecular function (GO): DNA-binding transcription factor activity, RNA polymerase II-specific; RNA polymerase II cis-regulatory region sequence-specific DNA binding
Source: RefSeq, a predicted model, not a curated record